Molecule: messenger RNA, 7458 nt
Organism: Danio aesculapii
Lineage: Eukaryota; Metazoa; Chordata; Actinopteri; Cypriniformes; Danionidae
Gene: bcl2b
Product: BCL2 apoptosis regulator b
Exons: 2
Coding region: 556-1185 (209 amino acids)
Biological process (GO): intrinsic apoptotic signaling pathway in response to DNA damage; extrinsic apoptotic signaling pathway in absence of ligand; negative regulation of intrinsic apoptotic signaling pathway
Cellular component (GO): mitochondrial outer membrane
Molecular function (GO): protein heterodimerization activity; protein homodimerization activity
Source: RefSeq, a predicted model, not a curated record
UCUGACUCCAUCUGAAGCAACUGCGCAUAGCAGACGCCUGUGAACACUCAACUUAGACAGCAAGUCAGCGACAUAACUGUCACCCGUUUAGCCUUUGAGUUGUCUGCAUUCGACAGCGGACGCAACUGCGAAAUUCUUUCUUCACAUUCCGUACGAGACGAAACUCACAAGUGCGAGCGAACAUCGGUGACCAGCAUCUUCCGUCUCACGCAUCUCUGGACUCUAACAGGGAUAAACGAUGUCUUACCGCGCGCACAAUUUCCACCCGAAACACCAGAGACUUUCUCGUCUAUGCUUAUAAAGCGUGUUUUUUUUUUAAUCCUGAUAUUAAGGAAGAUGCUCACAUCCUCUGCUUAAUGCUAGGCAUCCCUUCCCGGAGCAAAAAGUGGGCGUUUUCUACAACCGAAGGAUUCAUGCGAGCGCUGCAAGUUCGCUGUUUGAACAAUUUACAUGUUAAUAAAAUAAUUCGCUUUAUUGCUUUGAUGUGAAGAAAGUGAUGCUAAAGAUGCGUCAGGGUGAAUAAGAACAGUGAUAGGCUACUGAUAAAUAGCCUAUAUGGCACAGGAGAAUGUGUAUAAUAACCGCAGUAUAGUGGAAAAUUACAUCCACCAUAAGCUGUGGAAGAAGGGAUACGUGUGGGAAGUGAAUGGACAUGACAGUGUCUCGAAUGGACUGAGUAUGAGGAGGCAGGAGAACAGCGUCGUCUCUCCCAGCUCCCGUCACGACCUGUACAGUUCUCUUCAUAACGUGCUACGAGAGGCUGGGGAUGAACUGGAGAGUUUAUAUCAGUCGGACUUUGCGGAGAUGUCCAAACAGUUACACGUCACGUCCAUCACGGCACAUCAGCGCUUUAACGCAGUCAUAGAUGAGCUGUUCAGGGAUGGCGUGAACUGGGGCAGAAUAAUCGCUUUUUUCGAGUUUGGGGGCACCGUUUGUGUUGAAUGCGUGAAUAAGGAGAUGAUUGGGCAGGUGGAUAUCAUUGCUGUCUGGAUGGCAGACUACCUAAACGGGCCGCUUCACGGUUGGAUCCAGGAGAACGGCGGUUGGGAAGCAUUUGUGGAGCUCUACCGCAGCCAGAGGGAUUCUGUGUUUCACAGUUCAUGGUCAUCAAUAGUAACGGUCUUUGGUCUAGCUGCUCUCGGGGCUGUUGGCUUGACCAUAGGAGCCUACCUUGCUCAACAAUAAGGAACCUUCUGCUUCUUCACACGCCUGCCCUCUUUUCUAUCCAGUCAACUCUCUCUGUGCUGUUAAAUCUCACUCUCUGCUUUCCCCAGAAGACAAUUAUGUCCCAGGACUACUCCUCUACAAAGCUUUUCUCCCACUCUAUUCAAGUCUUUUUUUCUCUGCUCUCAAACACAUAAAGAAAAGAAAAAAAAAUUAAUCCAUAGCUGACACAUCAUGAGAGGUUGGCGGAAAAGAUAGAUAAAAGGUCAAGGACACUGAUGGCAUUUUAUUCACAUCUUAAAUAAUUUUGAGUGUAGUAUAUAACAGACUUUGGUUUCCAUAUAUAUGUAAAGAUGAUUAUAAAGAUAUAAUUAUCUGCAUGAAGCAAACAAGAACAAGAAAACAAGUCCUGUUUUUGUAAGAUAAUGUAAGAAAGAACCUGAAGAAGAAUGAGCAAAAAGAAAUAGUGCAACUGUGUAUCCCUUGCACACAUGGCAAGUUUGGUUUGAUUAAAGUCCACUCUGCUGCAAUUACUCAUCUAAAUAAGUAUGAAAAUAAGUAUGAAUGCUGCCAUCAAAACCACGGUGCACACCAAAAAAGCAGACUGAGACCACUGGACAGCUAAUUCUCUAUUCACUUCCAAAUUACUCUGUUGCAGUUCAAAUGAAGUAUGAAUGGAACAUGCACUUACAGUAAGACUACUGAUGAGAAACUAAAACAGGACAAGAUGCCACCAUCAAAAGGCAGAAGGCUUAAACAUACCAGCUUUUUCUUGUCACAGUCACAAUGUUACUCUCCACAGUUGGAAACAGGUGUCAGAAAUGUGUCCUCUUACAGCAUAUCUUUAUUUGUGUGUCUGACAGAGAAAUUCCUGUUGAUGUUUUAAAGAGUUUCUCCACCCAAAAGGCCUUCCUUAAUCUCCAGAACACAAAAUAUGGUAUUUUCAGAUCAAAUCUGAGAGCUCCCAUAUGCUCCAAAAAAGGAACCAAAAAACCUUGUCAAAAUAUUUCAUGUGACUUCAGUUAUUCAACUGUAAUCAAGUGAAGCUCCAAGAACAUUUUUGUGCACAAAAAAAUUGCACAUUUACUGUGGGCGAUAUGACGUUUGCAUGUUGGGCUGCUGACUCUAAUGGCAAUAUACUAAAAGCACAGCCUGAUGACCUGACGUGAGAGAGAAGAUUCAUCAUUACAGUCUUUGGGACACAAAGUUGUUUUAGGAGCUUUAUAUAAUUACAAUUGAACCACUGAACUUACAUGGGAUGUUUUGAAAAUAGUUUUGGUUCCUUUUCCGGACAUUGAACAUCUCUGGACUGCUGUCUAUGGAGGAUGAGGUACCUAUCAGAAAUCAUCUGAGAUAUCUUAAUUUUUGCUCAGUAGAUAAAUGAAGCUCUGGGGAGUGUUUUAUUAUAUUUUAAUAGCUCUUCACAAGUUUUCAGGUGAAAAAAAUACCAUAACACGUAUGUGUAUACUGUAUAUUGUCUUAAACCCUGCAUUCACACCAUGUUGUAGUUACAAGAUUAGUCGCAUUCUCAUUGAACUUGUAAAUACAAUUUGUAAACUAGAAGUUUUUAGACAGCUUCUUUCAGUUUCUUGUACCAUCUGACUGUUCUACCACUUAACCACUAAAGAAUGCAGAUUCAUUUAGGGUGUUAUGAUCAGGUGUUAAGAGCUGCAUACACAUAUAUGCAUAACUUUGAGUCAGAGAACAUUAAUCAGCCCAGAAGAGAAUAUUACAUCUUUCAGGUACAUCCCUCAAACAUCUCUCUUCAGAAUGUGACAAGCACACCACGUUUUAGAUGACAAGAAACAAAAAUCAUCUUCACAUUUGGAAAUAUUAUACACAUUUCAUCAGACUAAUUAUAAACUGGAGCACCCAAUGUCAGUCACUUAAGCAAUUAUAUUUUGAAAAUACAUACAUUACAUUUUGAAAAUAAUACAUCGUUUAAUUCACUCAGUUACAAAAUAUUUGUUAAAUGUAAAUAAAUUUUAUACAUGAUUAACUCUGAGAGGCUGUAAUAGGCUAUUAAGGACUCUAUUUAACAAAAAUAAAGACAAUUAACCAAAACUAGCUGAGUAAUAUCAACCCUAUGCACUUCUUCCUAUUUAUUCAUUUUGAUUUUAGUGGAACAAAAGAAAAACACAAUAAACAAUACAGAAUAUGUAUUUGGAGAGUCGCAGAUAUCCUUAAACGGAGAAUACCAGCUUCAGAAGAAGCAACAACAAAAUGUCUUUGUUGUAAAUAUAACAAAUAUUGAUUUCAUGUAGUCAUUUCUGACAUUUGUAUAGUAUGGCAAUUUGAAUUGAAACACUAUAUUUUAUGUGGCAUAUUUCAUGUGGCUUAAGCCCACUAAAUUUCAUUCUGCAUUCUUCAUUUGUGAUUCUAACAAAAUGUCUUAAAUCAGAUAUAUUUUAAAUGCUUCACUGUAAAGACAUUUUAUUAAUUAGAAAUGUUUCUAAUUAAACCAAGUUAUCAUUUUUUAGGGGGUCGUCUGCUAGUGACAAAUAAUAAUGGCUACCAAAAUAUAAUUAUAGUUUAGCUUGACAUAAGCAACAAAUACUUUAACCUAUAUCAAGAUGUAUUCUGUGAAAACCACUACAUGUUACACAACUACGUAUAGAGAUUUUACAUAAAAGUAAAAUAAUUGGUUAUUUUACACAAUAUUGAAAUAAUAUACACAUCAAAAACAGGUUUCAACGUAAAACUUCAUGCAUUUUAAAAAGUUCAAUUAUAUAUGUCCUUCGAAAAGCUUUUGAAAUGGAUUUAAAUAUGAUUACUCAACCCACAUCAGAAAAUAGACGUACUCCAAAUAAAACUUAACAAAUGUAAUCAUAUCUGCUUUUUGAAGCCACAUACACUGUAAAAUAUAUCAAUAAAUUAGCAGUUUUUUGUAUUUUAUGAUUCAUGUUUUUUCCCUGUUUAUUUAGGCUUUUGAAUUGCAGGAGAUAAAUAAUAAAAAACGUCAAUACGCAAUAACCGGUUAUGAUCUAUAACUGAACCGAUAUUGAAUUGUCCCUCUCUGCAUUGCAGUGCACCUAAGAAACAAUACAUUUUGACACCCCUAGUUUUGAUCACCAGCAGUGUAGCUCUCGCAGAUCACUGGAGAACACUCCCUGUCAAUUACCUGAUCUAUAUAUCCCCUCAUGCCCUGCAGUCACACACCAGUUUCAGUUCACCUCCCUGAUUACACAAAUGCAGCUGAAGCUUGUUAUGCUACCUUCCUUGACGUUUUUGUCUGUUACACCACCUACUCUUUUAGAUUAUCAUCAUUCUACCAUCUGCUCCUAUAUUGAACCUUGCUUGCUUGACUACGUCAGUAAAAGCUGCAUUUGGAUCUAACCCUUCUUGUUUACUUCAUCAUUACAGACAACUAAGCAACAGCAUGGAUCCAGCAGUAUCUUUAGUUCAUCUAUGUCAAGGUGAGCUCUCCCUUGAGAACUACAGGAUUUUUUGAACAUUGCUAACACCACUGAUCUUCCAGACUGUGUCUUCAUUGACUUUUUUUAUUCACGGUCAAAAUUAACCAUUAAAAAGCAUACUUAGUUGGUUCUCAAGGGACAGUUAUAAUAACUGUCCCUAAGUUAUAGACACUACAAUAAUGCUGGCAUCCCUUAAAGUCCUAUAGUUAUUGCCUAUAGUCUCCUGCUCAUUAGUCUAGACUGCAGCCAACUCACAAAAUUACAUAAUAUAAUUGCAUAAUAUCCAAUUACUUAGGUUGCUAAUUUAGUCAUUUCCAUACAACUUGCUAAUAUCAGUAAUUAAAUGAUUAAAAGUUCUUCAUGCUAGCUCCUGCUCCGUACACUCAAAUGCGCCUUAAAAAUCUAUAAAAUCGUGUCACAACAUGGAGGUAACGCAGACUCCACAUAAUCUACUGGAUAUAACAGAUUUCAGGAGAAUUCAGAAUGAAUCAAAACUUAACACUUUAUUUUGACCAAGAGUCUACAUUUUAAACAUUAAAAUAGCAUCACACAGUUAUGUCCACUAAGAAGAAUAAAGAUGCCGCUUCUGUCAUGUCCGCUUCGGACAUUAAAAGUUAAAUUCUGUAAUGUAAAAGGCAAAAUAUGUGAUGCGAUCUUCCUGUCUGAACGCACUGAGGAGAGCUAAAUAUACAAAAACAGUUAAACUAUCAAAAUAAACCACAUACUAUAUGUAAUAAAGCUGUAUCAGUGCAUAUUUCCUGCCAGUUCUGUGUAAACUACUGCAAGAUGAGUUUAUUUGUUUAUAUAUUUAUUUAUAUGGUAAGAUGACGAGAACAGCUUAAAGUACUAAUGCACAGGAUAUAUGCACAGUAUAUGCACAGAAACAAUGUACAUUGUUCAUACUGUAUUUUCUGUUUUUAAAUAAUAAUAAUAAUAAUAAACUUGAAAGAAAUGCUUAAUAUUAAGCUUAAGUUUCUAUUACAGUAUUAAGACUAAGAUAAACGAAUAAGAUCUUUAGUGGUUUAAAGUUAUGAAUUGGAGUUAUUCCACACUAACUGGACAUAAAACGUUCUUCCACAUCUAAGAAAAUAAAUCACUAUAACUUUUGAUUUUUCAUACUGACACUGAAAAAUAUUAUCUCCGUAGAAUUGACAAGCCUUUGUUGUCUAUCUUCAAGUAAAAUAAAAUAUAUAACAUAAUGUUCACAAUCCUACUAAAAAAAAUCUUAUUACUCAAAAGUUGGAAAUAUGAACUUCGUUUCAAAGGCCUCAAUUACUCAAAGAUAAAUCCAAGAGUUAGAGAUGGAUGAAGUACGUUGCAGCAUAUAAGUCUCUGGUGCCAAAGCUCAGAAACUCACACACUGCAACAGAGUAUCCUUGCUACAAGAUCCCAAUGACUUUUUUGCACAUUUCCCUUAAAUACUCAACUCAGAACAAACAGCCAUAAAUUCAAGACAAUAAAAGCUUCACAACGACCCUUGUCUGGUAAUGAUGUGUCAACCUUUGUCCCUUGUAGAGGAGCAUCUGACCAAGAUCUUGUCAAAGUCAAAAGCCAAAUAAACAGAUAAAAGGGAAAUUGUGAAAUCUAUACUACUUUACCAAUCACACAGAGACAUUUAAAAUGGCCAAAGAUGAAAGGGAAAACAUAAAGAUUCACAAGAUACACUGUAUUGAGAACUUUCUGUGUGGAAGAGUGUUGGUGACCUGCUCUGGUGAAAAAGGUAAAGUAGAGGGCAGAGAGGGGGGCUCUAGGUGGGUAACUGAUACAGCUGAACAACUUGAUUCCUAGCCGAUCUUCUUCUCAGAUUAGAAAGUUUAUUGUUUUAGUGCCUGACAAUUCUCGUGGUCUUGCCUCAUGAAAUUCUACAACAGUUCUCAGCGUCUGUUAUUAUGGAGAGACUUCCCAAUUCUAUUUUUGUACCCCAACCUCUUCCAUUUCUUAGGGGGGAAAUUUUGAAGCCCUUCCCCUUCGCACUUUGUUUUGUCAUAUGUCAUUGCAAUCCCUUCAAUCAGACAAUUGCGACUGCUGUAGUUAUUCUAGUUGUGUUAUUUUUUGGUAUUGAUCUUCAGGAAAUCACUGAAGGCAUAUUAUCAUGUUAUCAUAACAAUAUAACGUGGUAAUAAGAUCAUAAUCAAAUUGUGCAUUUACAUAGUGGCUCUAUUCAUCUUAUGUAAACACACAAAAAACAACAUUGACAUUAUAGCAGACACUGUAAAAAGGUAAUUCCCAACCACUAGACUUUUCUGGUAUUCGAGUGUCAUGUCAUCGACAGAAUGUUGUGGGACUGCUAUACAGGAGUUGUUAGGGAUUAUGAUGGUAAAACACUAACAUGGUUAUAUAUGUAUUAAAACAUAUGCUUGUUUGUUGUAAAAAUUCAUGAUAAUGACAAAAAAUACUAAUUUGUACAUCUUCUGACUUCCGUGUGGAGCCAUGCGGCCAUUGUAGAUGGUGUAUUCUGGGAAAUUUUCUUACCCUUUAGUUGUGAGUGUGGUCCUUUUUUUUGGAUAACUUCCCCUUAGCCCCAUGCCUUCAAGCUAAAGAGAAUUGGGAUACCCCUACCCCUUCACAUGAAUGCAAAAAAUGAGGGUGGGGGUAAGGGGAAGGGCUAAGGGGCAGAAUUGUGAUUGGGAUUUUCCUCAAUAUUAAGUAGCCUACACAAAGUUCAGUCUAGCAUUCUUUCCUUGUAAGCUCAGACUUCACAAGUUUGAUAUGGAAAAUAAACUCCUGAGGACAUGUCGGGUGAAUCUUCAAACGGAACAGUUAUUACGGAACAGUUAUUAUUAUUCGCAUCACGUGGCUACGCUGUUUCUCUAUCUUAAUGAUAAAAUGAAAAUGAGAUAUAAGGAACUGUCCAUUUCAUUUCGAUGUUAACAUCUUA